Morchella importuna is the source of this 330-nucleotide messenger RNA. RefSeq lists its product as uncharacterized. The record is from RefSeq and is a predicted model, not a curated record. The transcript is spliced from 2 exons. The coding region runs from base 1 to 330 and encodes 109 amino acids. Lineage: Eukaryota; Fungi; Ascomycota; Pezizomycetes; Pezizales; Morchellaceae.
AUGUCGAAAGUCCUCCCCCGCCUACCAAUCCACAUAACAUUCUUCUCACGCUCCAGCUGUGCCUUGUGCACCAACGCGCGACAAAACCUCGCUGACGCGUGGAAGCUACGGCCCUUCGAGUUCGCCGAGAUCGACGUAAUGGAGCCAGGACAGCAGAAGUGGAAGGACGUUUACGAAUUCGAUGUACCAGUUAUCCAUGUCUCAAAAACGGGCAAGGGCGGGGUUGUGGAGGAGGUGAAGAAGAAACUGAUGCAUAGGUUUACCCCGGAAGAGAUUGUGAAGGCUUGGGAUGAGGUCAGGGAACAGGGGCCGGUACAUGAAGAGAAAUGA